Messenger RNA from Plasmodium malariae, 1701 nucleotides. It is a transcript of the gene PMV, whose product is annotated as plasmepsin V, putative. Bases 1 to 1701 code for a protein of 566 amino acids. Gene Ontology annotation, biological process: proteolysis. NCBI's taxonomy places the organism in Eukaryota, Apicomplexa, Aconoidasida, Haemosporida, Plasmodiidae. The transcript has a single exon. Gene Ontology annotation, molecular function: aspartic-type endopeptidase activity. The record is from RefSeq and is a predicted model, not a curated record.
AUGAAUGUUCAUUUUAUCAGGAAAAAAAAACAGCCUUUUUUUUUUUUUUUUUUUUUUUUUUUUUUGUUAAUCUUUUUUAUAUUAGUUCAUUUUUUAAUACAAGUAGAAUGCAAAAUUGAGGAAGUGGAAAAUAAGGAGACGGAAAAUUUAUACAAAUAUAAAUUAUAUGGUGAUAUAGAUGAAUAUGCAUAUUAUUUUAUAGAUAUAGAUGUAGGAACACCAAAACAAAGAAUAUCUUUAAUACUUGACACAGGCUCGUCAUCUUUGAGUUUCCCAUGUUCAGGAUGUAAGGACUGUGGUAUACAUAUGGAAAAUCCAUUUAAUUUGAAUCAUUCAAAAACAUCAUCCAUUUUAUACUGUGAUAAAGUUGAAUGUCCAUUUAAAUUAAAUUGUGUUAAAGGAAGAUGUGAAUAUCUACAAUCCUAUUGUGAAGGUUCUCAAAUUAGUGGGUUCUAUUUUUCAGAUAUAGUUACUGUACCAUCUUACAACAAUAAGAGUAUAUCCUUUAAAAAAUAUAUGGGAUGCCAUAUGCAUGAAGAGAGUUUAUUUUUAUAUCAGCAAGCUACAGGAGUGUUAGGAUUAAGUCUAACUAAACCGAAUGGAGUACCUACUUUUAUUAAUUUAUUAUUUCAAAAUGCACUAAAUGUAAAAAUAAUGUUUGCUAUAUGUAUAUCUGAGUACGGGGGGGAGCUCAUUGUGGGGGGAUAUGAAAAAAAUUAUAUUAUGAAAGAGGGCGCACAGAGGACCAACUAUCGGGGCAAGCGUGCUAACGGUGUAAACAGUGGUAGUAGUGCCAGGAAAGGGGAGGGAGAAGAGCAGUUGACUUCUCCUUCAAACUCGAAGCAACAUGAAGAGACUGAAACGGUUAAGGGAACACUUAAGGAUAUAGAAAAAAUAAUAUGGGAGAAUGUAACAAGAAAAUAUUAUUAUUAUAUAAGAAUACGAGGAUUAGAAUUCUAUGGUAUAGAUCUUCUGAAUGAUGAAAAAGGAAUUGAAAUGUUAGUGGACUCCGGUAGUACAUUUACACAUAUCCCUGAAGAUAUAUAUAAUAGAUUAAAUUAUUACUUAGAUAUAUUAUGUAUACAAGAUAUGAACAAUGCAUUUGAUAUUAAUAAGAGAUUACGAAUGACAAAUGAAUCUUUUGAAAACCCACUAGUUUAUUUUGAUAAUUUUAAAUUAGCUUUAAAAAAUAUUAUAGCAAAAGAAAAUAUGUGUGUGAAAAUUGUUGAUGGCGUUCAAUGCUGGAAAUAUAUUGAUGAUUUACCAGAUAUAUAUAUAACGAUAUCAGAUAAUAAAAAAUUAUUGUGGAAGUCAGAUUCAUAUCUAUAUAAGAAAGAGAACUUUUGGUGUAAAGGUAUAGAGAAACAAGUAAAUAAUAAGCCUAUAUUAGGAUUAACAUUUUUUAAAAAUAAACAAGUAAUAUUUGAUAUUAAAAAUAAUAAAAUUGGCUUCGUUGAAUCGAAUUGCCCUACUCAUGCAACUAAUACAAGACCAAGAACAUAUAAUGAAUAUAAUAAAAAAGAAAAUAUGUUUUUAAAAAUCUCUUUUUUUAAUUUAUAUAGUUUAUGGAUUGUGUUCGCAUUAACAGUACUUCUUUCCAUUAUAUUUUAUAUUAAAAAAUUGUAUUAUAUGGACUAUUUUUAUACCCCUUUGCAUUAUGAGACGAAAUUAUCUGAGGAUUCCAAAGUGCAGCUGAGUUAG